UCUUUACGAACGUAUAUAACCAGUUGCUAGUUUCUAAUAUUCAGGUAUUGUGCUAGUGUAUACUCAUAGUAACUCAUAACAAGAACUAACAAUGUUUCAAUACACAAAAAUAAUUUUAGUUUCGUGUGGAUUAAGCUUGCUGAUUCAUUCCACUUUUGUUCAAAGUCAAGCUGUAUCAUCACAAUCUGCAUCUUCUUUGGGUGGUUUACCAGUGGGUACCGUAUCAAGGUUUGGUCUAAAUGGAAACAAUCAGUUCCUUACAUCUUUAGGUAAUGCAAAAGUUGGUACCUCUGAGCGUCAAGUUCUUCCAUUCGUGCCGAUCCCUUGGUGGCUAACUGCACCUAACUUUUACUACAGACCAAGACCAAUUGCUGUUAGACCUAUAGCAGCCCGGCCAACAAUUGUUAGGCCAGCUUCCAGGCCAACUUCUGGAGUAAGUGGACGAGGAAGUGGUGGAAGUGUUGAAAAUAAUAACAGCCUCUUAGGAUUAGAUUUAGGAGGAUUGCUUGGAGGAUUAUUAGGUGGACUUGGAGGAAGUGGAGGGAUCCUUGGCUAGUAACUAAUUUCGAUUGGAAUUCAUUUACUAAGUCAGAGGAAUUUUUUCAUUCAUUUGUGUAUAAAGUGUAUUGUAUAUUUUAAAUUAAAAAGAGGGAAACAAGAAAA
Parasteatoda tepidariorum (common house spider) is the source of this 663-nucleotide messenger RNA. RefSeq lists its product as uncharacterized. NCBI's taxonomy places the organism in Eukaryota, Metazoa, Arthropoda, Arachnida, Araneae, Theridiidae. The record is from RefSeq and is a predicted model, not a curated record.